CCCUUUUCCGGUGAAAAGUGGGAUUUGCGUGGGUGCUGAGGUUAGGCCGGAAGUGGUUUGGGUAGGGAAUGUGGUGCGAGCUGGACCGCUGCUCGACCGGCUAGACGCGAGGCUCGUGCGCUGGGCUGGAGGUCAAGGAUGCAUUCCAAGAAAGUUCUAAAAAUAUUACCAGCUCCAACCUGUUAGUUCACCUAGCCAUGGAAAAUUUUAUUGGAUCCUCACUAGAUCAGACCAUAACUGGCACUUUUAAAAACUCUUCCCAUCAAAAAGUAUCAGGAAUGAAAAUCUAAGAUAUAUACCUGCUACUUCAAGACAGUUCUUGUACCAGCCAACAGUCUAGCAGAUAAGCUAGUUUCUUUGAUCAUCAAGCAGACAUACUCAAGCUACCAGCACAACAGAGGAAAAUGUCUCUAUAUCAAUGUUUUUCAUAUUAGGUGUGACACAGUGGUAGGUCAUGAAAUCAAUUCUGUGAGUCACAAUGAACAUUUUUUUAAAAAGAAAUAAAAUAUAUCAGGAUGCUUUGCAUGAAUCCUUUGCCAGAAUUGUGCACAUUGCAAGGAAUACUAAGGUCAGUUUCAGUAUGUGAAAAGAUAGUUCAUGUAGGGGAUAUGAUGAAUAGAAUGUAUAUUGGCCAAGAAAUGGUUUUUCAAUCAUUUGUCCACUGGUAUCUUGUUUGGUUUUCAUAAUAACAAGGUUGAUGUGCAGUCUAAUUUAUGUUGCCAUGACCUGCAACUAGAAGUGAAGUCUGAUGUUCAACCAAGAUGCAGUUACAAACUACAUUUUUUGGAAAGAUGUUAUCUAGGCUAUAGAUAUAUAUAUAUAUUUGAGUUAGUGGCAAUUACAACAUUUUAAUCAAAAUUACUUUUAAAAUGGAUCAUUUCGUUUUUAAAAGAAAAAGGAUUAAUGAAGUGAAAUAUGCAGAAGCAUGUUCAAGUUCAACUGUUGGAUCUGGCAGUGUGAAUAGUGACAGUAUUGAGAAAAAUAUUGACUCUAAUCUGCAAACUUCAACUUUGUUUGAGCCACAUUUCAAAAAGAAAAAAGUAAGUGCAAGACGUUAUAAUGAAGAUUAUUUAAAAUAUGGUUUUAUCAAAUGUGAAAAACCCUUUGAAAAGGACAGACCUCAGUGUGUUAUUUGUAAUAAUAUUCUUGCAAAUGAAAGCUUAAAACCUUCAAAGUUAAAAAGGCAUUUAGAAACUCAGCAUGCUGAACUUAUUGAUAAGCCUCUUGAAUAUUUUCAAAGAAAGAAAAAAGAUGUAAAGUUAUCAACACAAUUUCUUAGUUCUACUACUGUUAGCGAAAAAGCCUUAUUGUCAUCAUAUUUAGUUGCGUAUCGUGUGGCAAAAGAGAAAAUGGCUCACACAGCUGCUGAAAAAAUUAUUCUUCCAGCAUGUUUGGAUAUGGUGCGUACAAUUUUUGAUGAUAAAUCAGCUGAUAAAUUAAAAACUAUACCUAGUGAUAACACAAUAUCUCUUCGAAUUUGUACUAUUGCAGAACAUUUAGAAACAAUGCUUAUUACUCGCUUACAGUCUGGUGUAGAUUUUGCGAUCCAGCUUGAUGAAAGCACUGAUAUUGGAAGCUGCAUGACACUUUUAGUUUAUGUCAGAUAUGUAUGGCAAGAUGAUUUUAUGGAGGAUUUUUUGUGUUGUUUAAAUUUAACCUCACACCUAAGUGGAUUAAAUAUUUUUACAGAAUUAGAAAAGUGCAUUGUUGGUCAAUAUAAAUUAAACUGGAAAAACUGCAAAGGAAUUACAAGUGAUGGAACAGCAAACAUAACUGGAAAACAUAGCAGAGUAGUUAAAAAAUUGCUAGAAGUUACUAAUAAUGGAGCUGUGUGGAAUCAUUGUUUUAUACAUCGUGAAGCGUUAGCAUCCAGGGAAAUUCCACAGAAUCUCAUGGAAGUAUUGAAAAAUGCAGUAAAAGUUGUUAAUUUUAUUAAAGGAAGCUCACUAAAUAGCCGACUUCUUGAAAUAUUUUGUUCAGAGAUUGGAACUAACCAUGCCCACUUACUGUAUCAUACCAAAGUUCGUUGGUUGUCUCAUGGGAAGAUACUAAGCAGGGUUUAUGAAUUCAGGAAUGAAAUUCACAUUUUUCUCAUUGAAAAAAAAUCUCAUUUGGCAAGUAUUUUUGAAGAUGAUAUUUGGGUAACAAAAUUGGCAUAUUUAACUGAUAUUUUUGGUAUUCUGAAUGAACUGAGUUUAAAACUACAGGGGAAAAGCAGUGAUAUAUUUGAACAUGUCGAACGUAUCCAAGGAUUCCGAAAGACAUUAUUGUUAUGGGAAGCAAGGCUUAAAAGCAAUCAUCCUAGCUACUACAUGUUUCCAAGAUUUUUGCAACAUAUUGAAGAGAAUAUUAUUAAUGAAAACAUUUUGAAAGAAAUAAAGUUAGAGAUCUUGUUGCAUCUCACUUCUCUAUCCCAAACUUUUAAUCAUUUCUUUCCAGAAGAGAAAUUUGAAACAUUAAGGGGAAACUGUUGGGUAAAAGAUCCAUUUGCUUUUCGAAACCCAGAAUCAAUAGUUGAGUUAAACUUGGUGCCUGAAGAAGAGAAUGAGUUAUUGCAGCUUAGUUCUUCAUAUACAUUGAAGAAUGAUUAUGAAACACUAAGUUUAUCGGCGUUUUGGAUUAAGAUAAAGGAAGACUUUCCUUUGCUAAGUAGAAAGAGUGUCCUGCUAUUAUUACCAUUCACAACAACUAGUUUGUGUGAACUAGGGUUUUCAGUCUUAACCAAGUUAAAAACAAAGGAAAGAAAUGGAUUGAAUGGAACAGCAGAUAUGCGGGUAGCAUUGUCCUCCUGUGUUCCAGACUGGAAUGAACUUAUAAACAGGCAGGCACACCCAUCACAUUAAAUAAUUCUUACCUGAUUUUUGUUUUUGUGUUUCUUAUUUUGUGAUGUUUUUCUAUGUCAUGUUUAAAUGUAAAUAAAACAUUGUAAUGUGAUAAUUUUGGUAUGUUCUUAUUUUUGUUAUCUUUAAACAUUAAUAAAAUCAUAAUGUAUUUUUGUGUCCAUUGAGCUAAAAUUUAGUGAACUUCUAUUAGAGGGCAGGAGCUGUUGUAGAGACAUUUGGGAUACAAAAUGAAGAAAAAGAUUAUUCUCUAGUGGAGCUUACGUUCUGGCAAAGAGAGAGAGACAGUAUACAUAAUAAAUAAGCUUUAUAAUAUUUAGAAGAUAAUAAGUGCUAUAGAAAGAGUCAUAAGAAAGGAGGUUAGAGAUCUAUUUGGGGAUCAAAUCAUAAAGGGUCCUGUGACCAUUAUAGGGCCACUGGGUUUUUGUCAGUGAAAUGGAGAGCAAUUGAAGGGUUAUGAAGAGGAGAGAUGUGAUCUGAACCAGGUUUUAAAAGACUGCUAUUUUGAGAAUAGAUUGAAUUAAAUGUUAACUUCCCUAAAGAAGUCUUUCCUAACCACCUUAGUUGGUACAUCCUCCAUUGUUCUUCCUUUUCUCUCUUUGUACUAUAUAAUUUAAAAUAUUUUUUAUUUAUUUGAUUACUAGUUCUGUCAAUCUGAUGCCCUGGAAUGAAUGCUCCCUAGGAGCAGAGGUCAUAUCCAUCUUGCGUGAUACACAGUAGGGGUAUUUCAUAUAUAUUUGAUGAAGAACAAAUGGACCAAUGAUAUAUCUGUAACUUGAGGUCAUAUUCUCAGGAAUAAUUAUUAAGUGUGUAGCAAAUUUCUUUGCCUUUUUUUAUAUUUUAAAAUCUGAUUUUGUCAGAUAAUCUCUAUAAGCAUCCAAAAAUGGCAUUGAUGUUACUUCUCAUAUUGUUGCUGAAAACUGAAUGACUUAGAUUGCUUAGUAUAUCUUCAAACUAAUUUCAACUUCUGCCUCUCUACAUAUUCCGUGAUUUCAUGGGGCGAUGUUUCUUUUGGCAUGGUCUUUGUCUAAAAUCAUAUAGGUUAGCAAUUCCUUUCCAUCAGCCACACUUAGCAUUAUUGUAAUACUUGAUUUUUCAGAUUUUCUAUUCUAUUAAAGGUAAUAGAUUUUCCCUUUUUUGGUGCUUGGAAUAAAGUGUUGGAAGACAAUUCUGCAUGAAUAGCUCCCAUUUCUGCACUGUCUGGAUCCUCUGAAUGAAAAUAUUAGCAACCAAGUUAAGAAUACUUGUAUAAGGAGACAUUCCAGGAUAGUGAAGCUAGACACAUCUUCCCUAGAGACACCCCAGGGAAGUAAAGAUAAAGCCCUCUCCAUCCUCUCUCCAGAGACAUUUGCUUGUAUUCCAGGAAUAAUGAGUAAUCUCUCUGUAGGGGAGGAUGGGAAGAUGUACCAGCAGCCCCACAAAACCCUAGAGUCUCCUGGGGUGCAACCCACUGGAUGCAGAGGUAACACCUGGCUCAUAUCAAUAUGCUGUGGGAAUUGGGGCCUGGGGAACUGACACACAGUGCUUAUCUGGCUGCUUUCUUUUUUUGCUAUGAGUAAUAAACUGUGCCUGACGCAGA
Equus caballus (horse) is the source of this 4419-nucleotide messenger RNA. NCBI's taxonomy places the organism in Eukaryota, Metazoa, Chordata, Mammalia, Perissodactyla, Equidae. The record is from RefSeq and is a predicted model, not a curated record.